AGAGUAGCUUUUAUUGUAAUACUACUUGGGACGGAGUAUCGUGCUGGCCUACAACAGUAGGUGGCGUCAGCGCAGAUAUCUCGUGUUUUGGUGAACUUCACGGAGUCCGCUACGACACCAGUCAGAACGCCACUAGAGUGUGCUAUGACAACGGAACAUGGGCACCACGGUCAGAUUACUCAAGAUGUAGACCCCUUACUGAGAAUGAUGACUUUUUAAAGGUUCUAUGGGAUGUAAAGGAGGCCACAACUAUCUACUUCAUUGGUUACGGUGUCUCUCUAGUUGCCCUCUUCAUUGCGCUCUGGAUCUUUCUAUACUUCAAAGAUCUGAGGUGCCUGCGGAACACUAUCCAUACUCAUCUGAUAGUGACCUAUAUCCUGAUCUAUCUGACCUGGAUCAUCACUGCUUCGCUGCAGAUGGGACAUUCUCCCUCGAUACUAGCGACAGAGGCGGCUUGCAUUCUAACAAUAUUCCUGACGUAUCUAAUGGGGACAAACUUCUUCUGGAUGUUUGUGGAAGGACUCUACCUCUACAUCCUGGUUGUCAAGACCUUUUCAAUUGAAUCAAUUAAAUUUCACGUGUAUGCUACAAUUGGUUGGGGCCUACCUGCACUUCUAAUCUUGAUUUGGGCACCUGUGAAAGCCUACUUCUCGCGCGUGACGAGUGACUUAUUUUUACAUCAAGGGUGCCCUUGGCAGAGCAAGGACAAUUACGAUUAUGUUUUCAUUGUCCCCGUCAUUGGAAUUCUUCUAGUGAACAUCUUUUUCUUGGCUCGUAUCAUGUGGGUUCUCAUCACCAAACUGAGAGCAGCCACGACUUUCGAGCAGAAACAGUACAGAAAAGCGGCAAAAGCACUGCUGGUACUGAUUCCUCUACUCGGUGUCACGUACAUCCUCGUGAUUGUAACACCCAAUCACAGAACAGCACGAGUUGUAUUUACCUAUCUACAAGCUACUCUACUCUCUACCCAGGGUCUUAUCGUAGCCAUUCUAUACUGCUUCUUCAACGGAGAGGUAAGAAACUCGCUACGUCACCACAUGGAACGUUGGAAGAUGGUUCGUACACUAGGUGGCGCUCCUCGACAUUGCAUGAAUUACCGACCAUCCCAACAUGGCGAUGUUCUACACACCUAUACUAGCAGAACCCCUGGUAGCAGAGGAAGCUGCGUCAGUUUCAGUACUUCAACCUCUUUCAUUAGCGGAAACAAUCAAAACACACACAAUAAACACGUGGAGACGACGUUCACAUUGCUUCCCAUAAAACAUAAUGUCCUUUGAACAGAAGUUGUUUAACACCGAAACAAGUUUGUCUCGUUUCCUAAAAAGUUAAAAAACAACAACAAGGAAUCCUCAAUAGCCGCGGCAUUUGAAAUUCUUUUAGGCAGGAUUAGAGUAAAUUAAUCUUAUACUUUUUUUUAUAUUAUUAUUAGCGAUAUUUUUGUGCGCCAGUAAUACCUGGCGUGAGGCCCGCGUAUACUCGAUUCAAUUUUAUUAUUCAUCAGGAUCUCUACCAGCCUACCCUCAAACUGAAAUUCUUUUAAGCAGGAUUAGAGUAAAUUACUCUACCAGACCUUGGGCGUGGUUAAUUACAUCAAUCGAAAGGGUUUGACCUCUUGAGUCCAAAACUGUAACUAGACCUCAAAUCGGUCAAUAGAUGAAGGAGCUAUGAGAUA
This is a messenger RNA of Limulus polyphemus (Atlantic horseshoe crab), 1672 nucleotides long. RefSeq names its product diuretic hormone receptor-like. The record is from RefSeq and is a predicted model, not a curated record. Gene Ontology annotation, biological process: cell surface receptor signaling pathway; adenylate cyclase-modulating G protein-coupled receptor signaling pathway. NCBI's taxonomy places the organism in Eukaryota, Metazoa, Arthropoda, Merostomata, Xiphosura, Limulidae. Gene Ontology annotation, molecular function: peptide hormone binding; diuretic hormone receptor activity; G protein-coupled peptide receptor activity. The transcript is spliced from 11 exons. The annotation marks the transcript as partial. Gene Ontology annotation, cellular component: plasma membrane.